GGGCAUCAGAGAAUCCACACAAGGAAAAAAUCUUAUGAAUGUAGGGAGUGUGUAAAAGAAUUUCAUUGUAAGUCAAGCCUAAUGAUACAUGAGAGGGUCCACACAGGGGAGAAAUUUUAUGAAUGCAGGGAGUGUGGAAAAGUUUUUUCUCGUAAGUCAAACAUGAACAAACGUCACAGAAUGCACACUGGGGAAAUACGUUAUGAAUGUAGUGAGUGUGGAAAAGCUUAUCUUCAUAAGUCAAGCAUAAUCGUACAUCAGAGAAUCCACACUGGGGAGAAACCUUAUGAAUGUAGUGAGUGUGGAAAAGCUUUUAUUCGUAAGUCACACCUCAUUACUCAUCAGAGAAUACACAGAGGGGAAAAACCCUAUCAAUGUAGUGAGUGUAGAAAAGCUUUUAUUUGUAAGCCACACCUCAUUACUCAUCAGAGAGUCCACACUGGAGAAAAACCUUAUGAAUGUAGGGAGUGCGGAAAAGCUUUUAUUCAUAAGUCAAGCAUGAUCACACAUCAGAGUAUACACACAGGUGAAAAACCUUUUGAAUGUAGUGAGUGUGGAAAAGCUUUUCUUCAUAAGUCAAACCUCAUUACUCAUCAGAGAAUCCACACAGGUGAAAAACCUUAUCAAUGUAGUGAGUGUAGAAAAGCUUUUAUUCGUAAGUCACACCUCAUUACUCAUCAGAGAGUCCACACUGGAGAAAAACCUUAUGAAUGUAGGGAGUGCGGAAAAGCUUUUAUUCAUAAGUCAAGCAUGAUCACACAUCAGAGUAUACACACAGGUGAAAAACCUUUUGAAUGUAGUGAGUGUGGAAAAGCUUUUCUUCAUAAGUCAAACCUCAUUACUCAUCAGAGAAUUCACACAGGUGAAAAACCUUAUGAAUGUAGUGAGUGUAGAAAAGCUUUUAUUCGUAAGUCACACCUCAUUACUCAUCAGAGAGUCCACACUGGGGAAAAACCUUAUCAAUGUAGUGAGUGUAGAAAAGCUUUUACUCGUAAGUCACACCUCAUUACUCAUCAGAGAGUCCACACUGGGGAAAAACCUUAUGAAUGUAGGGAGUGUGGAAAAGCUUUUAUUCAUAAGUCACUCUUCAUUAGCCAUCAGAGAAUCCACACUGGGGAAAAACCUUAUGAAUGUAAUGAGUGUAGAAAAGCUUUUAUUCGUAAGUCACACCUCAUUACUCAUCAGAGAAUACACACUGGGGAAAAACCUUAUGAAUAUGAGUGUAGAAAAGCUUUUAUUCGUAAGUCACAGCUCAUUACUCAUCAGAGAGUCCACACUGGGGAAAAACCUUAUGAAUGUAGGGAGUGUGGAAAAGCUUUUCUUCAUAAGUCAAGCAUGAUCACACAUCAGAGAAUACACACAGGUGAAAAACCUUUUGAAUGCAGGGAAUGUGGAAAAGCUUUUCUUCAUAAGUCAAGCAUUAGAUCACAUCAGAGAAUACACACAGGUGAAAAACCAUUUGAAUGCAGUGAGUGUGGAAAAGCUUUUAUUCAGAAGUCAAACCUCAUUACUCAUCAGAGAACUCACACUGGAGAGAAACUGUAUUAAUGUAGUGAGUGUGGAAAAGCUUUUCUUCCCUUUAUUCAUAAGUCAAGCAUAAUUAUACAUCAUAGAAUCCACAUAGGUGAAAAACCUUAUCAAUGUAAUGAGUGUGGGAAAGGUUUUCCUUAUAAGCCACACCUCAUUAGACAUCAGAGAAACCACACUGGGGGAAAAACUUAUGAAUGUAGUGAGUGUGGAAAAGCUUUUAUUCGUAAGUCAAACCUCAUUACUCAUCAGAGAAUACACACAGGUGAAAAUCCUUAUGAAUAUAGUGAGUGUGGAAAAGCUUUUCUUCAUAAGUCAAGCAUUAGAUCACAUCAGAGAAUUCACACUGGGGAAAAACCUUUUGAAUGUAGUGAGUGUGGAAAAGUCUUUCCUUAUGCAAAAAUUUUAGAAGGGUUAAAGGCAGCAGUUAUUACCUAUGGCCCAGUUGCUCCCUUUACUCUAGCAUUGUUAGAAUCCUAUACUGAAGGCUGGCUAACACCAAGAGAAUUUAUGCACUUAGCUAAAGCCUCCCUUUCUGGAGGAGAUUUUGUGUUAUGGAAGUCCGAGGCAGCUGAUGCAGCCCAAGAAGUAGAGGCAAAAAAUCGUCAGCAUCCUGAAUCCCGAGAUUGGACAGCUAGACGAAUCUUACGAAAAGAGCCCUUUAACACCUUAGAAGCACAAAUGCAGUACCCUACUGUGUUGCUUUCCCAGGUCCGUCAGCACCUGAACUGUCUAACCAACUGCCUGACCCUGGAUGUGCUGACACUCGACAACGAGUUCUCCUCCAAGCCACCAAUUUUUAUGUGUGCCCUGGAAGCCAUCAUGAUUGUCAUCUCCUUCAUAAAUGUGGUGGCUCUGCUGAUUAUUUCUGUGCCUCUUGGGGAUGUGAAACUACAGAACCGGUAUGCCGAGCUACGUUCCACCAUUGAUGAGGAUAUACAACGUUUACAACAAAGCAUUGAUGAUUUAUCUGACUCCCUCUCCUCCCUAGCUGAAGUAGUGUUACAAAAUCGCCGAGGGUUAGAUCUAUUGUUCUUGCAGCAAGGAGGCCUAUGCGCCGCCCUUAAAGAAGAAUGCUGCUUUUAUGUAGAUAAAACAGGUGUUGUAAAAGAGAGCAUGAAAAAGAUUCGUGAAGGCCUUAAAAAAUGA
Molecule: messenger RNA, 2676 nt
Organism: Ochotona princeps (American pika)
Lineage: Eukaryota; Metazoa; Chordata; Mammalia; Lagomorpha; Ochotonidae
Product: zinc finger protein 345-like
Biological process (GO): regulation of transcription by RNA polymerase II; viral process
Molecular function (GO): DNA-binding transcription factor activity, RNA polymerase II-specific; RNA polymerase II cis-regulatory region sequence-specific DNA binding
Source: RefSeq, a predicted model, not a curated record